AUGAGAAAUUGGAAGCGGGCCCAGACAGUUGAACGUGUAUUCCCGCUCUCUGCAGAUUCAGUGCGCACCCUCCAGCACCGACGUCUUUCACAUCUCACCUUUAACGUCCCUGGCAAAACAUCUCAUCUGCUGAGUAUCCCCCGCCUCACCUGCAUUUUCUCGCCGCAGUGCAGUCCCACAAUGCCUUGCACUUGCACCGCCAUUGAUGUCUUCCAAGAAGACCAACUCGAAAAUGAGUGCCAGCUGAUCUCCAUGCAAGAUCCCUUUACCGAUUCCCACGCGACGCCUCACUACCAGCCGAGACUUCCUCUACGCCCGACGCAUCUCGCCCUCGAUCUCUCAUUCGACAUUCGCUCGCGCACCGUCAAGGGACGCGCUACGCAUACUGUUACCGCGCAGUGGCCCGGGGCGAGAACGCUUUCUUUGAACGCCGAGGACUUUACUCAAGUGAAGGUUUCUUCACCGAAUGACGAUCACGUUACGCAUACGUAUAACGGACACGUCAUUGAUAUCGUCUUCACCUUGCCGUUUUCGAAGGGGCAGGUAAUAGAAAUUCAUGUAGACUAUUGUGUGACGGAUCCAAUUGAUGGGCUUUUGUUCUCACGGAAGGGCGAUGGUCAUUUCGUUGUGAGUGAUCAUGAGACGGAGAGGGCACGGUAUUGGCUUCCGGUCGUCGACCAUCCCGUCGUGCGCACCACCAUCUCAUUUACGCUGCGAACGCCCGCCGCGGAAGACCUUACUGCGCUCGCGAAUGGCGAGCUCGUUUCAGAGGAGACCAGCGACUCUGUGAAGGUCACAACCUGGGAAAUGAAGCAGAUUACGCCGAGCUACUUGCUCUGUGUGGCGAUUGGCAAGUUCAUUAGAGCCGAUGGCGGGAAACACAGCGGCAAGAAGAUUGCCUAUUUCGCGCCCUCGGGAGGUCGACAUGCGUACACAGUGGGAGACCUUGCGCUGACAUUCGGGCAGACGAAGGAAAUGAUCGAAUUUAUGGAGGGCAAGGUGCAUUGCAAGCUGCCGUGGCCAAAGUACUACCAGUGGGCUUGCGGCGAGGUAGGGGGGGCCAUGGAGAAUAGUUCAUUAGUUUCUUAUGAUGAGUGGUAUAUGCUCGAUGAAAGAAGCACAAACGAACGUGCUCAUAGAGUUUCCUCUACUAUUGUGCAUGAACUGGCUCACAGUUGGUUCGGAGAUUUGGUGGUCUGCGCAGAUUUUUGUCACAGUUUUUUGAAGGAAUCGUUUGCCACUCUCAUUUCCGCAGAAUGGUAUCAUUAUAAGAAUGGUAAUGAUGACUUCCAAUACACCCUUGCGCGAUAUAGUGAAGUGUCGUUUGCAGAAACUUUGGAAUACGUCCGACCGAUUGUGAAUCGAAAGUACGAAAGCUCAUGGGACGUUUUCGAUAGACAUCUUUACACGAAUGGCGCUUGGAGGCUUCAUAUGUUGCGGGUGAAACUUGGUGACGAAAUUUUCUGGAAUGCCGUCUCCUUUUACCUACACAACAGGAGUUGGCAAACGGUAGAAACUGAUGACUUUCGGAAAGACCUUGAAAAAUUCACUGGGGAGCAGCUUUGCUCGUAUUUUGAGCAGUGGUUUUAUAGCAAAGGCCACCCAGUACUCGAGGCUUCAUAUUCCUACGAUUCGUCAAAGGGUGGACACGCAAGUGUCUCUUUGAAACAAACACAAAUGGAUGACAAGAAAGGCGUAGGUCUCUUUGAUAUUUCGGUGGAAUUUGCUGUGGAGGUAAAUUCUGGAGGUUGGGAAUCCCACACUAUUGCACUACAGUCUGGGGCGGCGACAGGCCAGUUUAUCAUGAGGUUGCACAACAAACCUCUGCAAGUCGUCAUUGAUCCACAGAAAAAGGUACUUCACAACCUGACAAAGUUCUCCGGUUUAGGUGAGGAUAUGUCCCUGCGUUCCUUGACUAACGCUCCAACGUUCGCGGGGCGUCAUCAAGCAGUGAAGUUACUACACGAAUCUGGUUCGAAGCGUGCACGUAGCGCUCUUGCAGAAGCUCUAAAAGAUGAGAAGCAUUGGGGACUUCGUUGCAUAAUUGCAGAGAAUCUCGGGAAGGCAGCUCAUUUGAGUACACUACCAGCUCUGAUCGACGCUGCAUUUUCAGAGCCGGACGCGCGCGUUGUUCCAGCAAUAUUGACUGCAGUUGGAGAAUAUAGGCACACGUCCGCGGAAACGGCCCUGCUGAAGUUUGUGAAAGAGGGGCAUGAAAUGAUGCGACCAUACGGGGCUAUAGGAACGGCACUUCGAGGAUUGGGGAAAACAAGAAAGCUUGAGUACUUGGACCUAUUCACUUCCUUCCUUGAAGACCCAGUGAAACAUGGCAAGGGUUUUGAAAUUCCUCAAUCGGCCGCCAUUGCGCUUGGACAAUUAAGAGACUGGAAAGCUACAGAAGUGCUCAUGCGCAAUGUAGACCCGCAGAACUUCAAGUUGGCGCCGCGCGUGAGGGGUACGGUAAUUCGUGCUAUCGGACAAGCUGUGACUUGGGAAGGACCUGCAGCGAGGAUGAAGGCGUUUGAAUUUGUGGAGAAGAUCUGUCGGAACAGUGAUGCGGCGAAGCCGAUGCGCGAUGCAGCUGGGAGUGUGCUGGCGAUCCUAGCAGACGCAGGGAGUCCAUCGAAGGCGCUAGAGGACCUCGAAAAGCUCAGCAGCAAUCAGGACAAAUCGAAGAUUCGUUCAUUCCGGAGGCGCGCCAAGCGUGCAGCCAAUGGCCGUGAAGGUGCAAGCAAAGCCAUGAGCACGCAAUUUGAGAAGCUGCAAUCCGAGCUGAAAGAACUGAAAUCCAAAAUGGACGAUAUGCAAUUUAAAAUGGAUGCCAUGAAGGUGAAUAAGGAAAAGGCAAAUGGCGGCGAUACACCAUGCAGCGAUGCCGUACCAGUUAGUACUGGAGAGUCCGUGUCGCAGUAGUAAAUGUUUUGUGCAACCUUGCACGUAGCAGCAUGCAUCAGAGCAAAACAGACAGUGAGAACAGGUUUUCGACGCGUCUCGAGUGGGAGCAUUUGAACAGUUUGAAAGAGGGCGUAUUUGCUCGUGGGGUACUGUUGUUUGCGAAGGUACGAUAUGCACUGACACGCAUGCGCCGUCACAUGUUCUGCCAUGAUCUUUACAAGGGCCCAAACACCUGUGCCCACGUGCCAAGAAAUGGCAUGAGGAUGUGCAAGAGCCAUCUUGAUUACCCUGGUUGAGUUUCAACCUAGCUGUAGAGGACAAGUUUUUUCUUACGGUCACGUGACAAUGCCUCUGUCAUUGACGAUCACACAGUGUAUAAAAAGCGCAAGUACAGCAGUCGAACAGUUU
This is a messenger RNA of Chondrus crispus (carragheen), 3303 nucleotides long. RefSeq lists its product as hypothetical. The record is from RefSeq and is a predicted model, not a curated record. Gene Ontology annotation, biological process: proteolysis; peptide catabolic process. Gene Ontology annotation, molecular function: peptide binding; metalloaminopeptidase activity; zinc ion binding. The transcript has 4 exons. NCBI's taxonomy places the organism in Eukaryota, Rhodophyta, Florideophyceae, Gigartinales, Gigartinaceae. Bases 1 to 2913 code for a protein of 970 amino acids. Gene Ontology annotation, cellular component: cytoplasm.